AUGGCAGCUGACUAUUAUAAAAACCACCCUUAUAACCGGGGUUCGUCAAGACAUCAUGGCCCUCCGGCGGGGCAACCCGUACCCGGUCAAGGCUAUGGUCCUGGCUACUAUUCGCCCGGUCAGGAUAACGACGCAUCCUACAGUGAUUCAAGACCAAAAGAAGGCGGCCGACAUAGGCGAUCUCACUCGGCUGGGGGAGAAGGCAGACAUCGCGGAAGGAGCAGAUACGACGAAUACGAUGAAGAGCCUCGCCGUAGCAAACAUCGCCAUAAAAACUCAUCGCGCUAUACACACUCGGUGUCGCCUCCAUCGCGGUCGCCUAGCCCCUUGCGCCCACGGAAGUCACUAGGCGAUCACGCCUUGGAAGCCCUUGGCCUCACAGGAGCUAUGGAUGACGCUCGCAAGCAUGGCGACCGUGGCCAACGUCGUCGGCACGAAUACGAUGAUGACCACAGAGAUCGUAGGAGUCAUAACCGUCAUCGUUACGACUAUGAUGACCGUCGUCAAGAGUCAGGCCGUGGCAAACAUCGUCGCAACAGGAGUAGUUCAUCAGACCGUCGGGGUCACGGGUCUAGAGAUGAUCCAAACAAGACUCUACAGAAUACUAUUACUGCUGCCUUGACUGCAGGAGUAUUAGAAGCCUAUCGCGCUCGCAAUGAGCCGGGAGACUGGACUGGAGAAAAGGGAAAGCGUGUGCUCGCCGCCGUUGCCAGUGCUGGCGGCACCGAAAAAAUGCUCGACCGCGGAGGUGCUAGCAAAUCUACCAAGAGGCAUAUUAUAGAGUCCACCUUGGCUGGCCUUGCAACAGGCCACCUAGUUGGCGGUGGUGACUCGGGGCGGCACCGCUCACAUUCAGAGCACCAUGGGAAAGCAAGCACUGGUGCCACCGCAGCACUACUUGCUGCUGCCGGCAAGAAGGCCUUUGAACAUUAUCAAUCUAGAUCUCGUGAUUCAGGAAAGCAUGAUUAUUACAGUGACGAUGAUCGGCCAGGCAGGUCUGGGCGAUCGAAUCGGAAACGAAGUAAGAGUUUGUCCGACUACGUUGCCAAAGGCAUGGCUACUUUGGGACUAGACGAGCGCGGCCGUGACAGUGGUCAUAGCAACAGUCAUGGCAACAGUCAUGAUAACAGCCAUCGAAGACGCCGAAGUCGAUACAGCAGUCCUCCAUCCGAUUAUGAAUCUGACUAUUCUGAUAGACCUCGCCGCAGAAAACGGCAUCAUGACCGGUACUAG
Messenger RNA from Nannizzia gypsea CBS 118893, 1233 nucleotides. RefSeq lists its product as hypothetical. The record is from RefSeq and is a predicted model, not a curated record. The transcript is spliced from 2 exons. Lineage: Eukaryota; Fungi; Ascomycota; Eurotiomycetes; Onygenales; Arthrodermataceae. The coding region runs from base 1 to 1233 and encodes 410 amino acids.